AUGAUGGCGGCGGCAGUCUCGUCUUCCUGGUCCGGCAGCUCGUCGCUCACGACGCCGCACACCAUCACCGUUGGCGGCUUGCCCGUUCACGUCUAUGGCCUCCCCGCCCUCACAGUUCCGGCAACGUCGUCCGCCGGACUCGCAGUCGUCUUCGUCCUCCACGGCCGCACAGAGAGUCACGAGCACCCGUCAAUUAUGGGCAUCGUGAACCGCCUCGUCGAGUCGGCGCGGGAAAGGCGCCUCGCUCCCGACGGCAAGGGCGCAAAGGACCUCCUCGUCGUCACUUUUGACCAACGCAACCACGGCCACCGUACCGUCGACCGCGACCGCAACCUCGGGUGGAUGGAGGGCGGGCGGAAGCGCGCGCAGGUCCGCAAGGACAAGGGCAUGCAGGCGCACGAACUCGACAAUGUCAGCCAUGCCACCGACAUGCUCGCCUGCCAGGUCGGCACAUCCCGCGACGUCUCCUUCUUGAUCGACUUCUUGCCGCCUGCGCUCUUCCCGCAUGACGAGCGUACCGUGACGGACUGGUACAGUGUCGGCUUCUCGCUCGGCGGGCACGCGACCUGGCUUGCGCUGGCUCACGAGCCCCGUAUCACCCUCGGCGUCCCUAUAGUCGGCUCACCCUCGACCCACACCCUCCUGACAAACCGCGCCGCCAACCUCCCUGCACCCGCCGGUCCUCUCCCUCUCUCAGCACCCUACUUCCCCCGCACGCUCAUGUCGCUCUUCGACGCUCUCGACCCAGAUCGAACGACGAGAGACCGCUGGACGGGCAAGAAAAUUUGCGUGCUGAGCGGCGCGGACGACCACCUUGUGGACUACUACAAGGGCGGGAGCGACAAGUUUGUCGAGAAGCUGCGCGAGUGCGGCGUCGAGGUGGAUGCAUGGGUGCAGCCAAAUACCGGCCACGCCUGCACGCCCGAGAUGAUCGAGCGGAUCUGCGACUUCAUCUGGCGCCGCGGCCUCUCGCCGGAGAAGGGCAAGCUCUAG
This is a messenger RNA of Rhodotorula toruloides NP11, 993 nucleotides long. RefSeq lists its product as uncharacterized. The transcript is spliced from 4 exons. The record is from RefSeq and is a predicted model, not a curated record. Bases 1 to 993 code for a protein of 330 amino acids. Lineage: Eukaryota; Fungi; Basidiomycota; Microbotryomycetes; Sporidiobolales; Sporidiobolaceae.